Anolis carolinensis (green anole) is the source of this 3093-nucleotide messenger RNA. RefSeq names its product 4-hydroxyphenylpyruvate dioxygenase like (gene hpdl). Lineage: Eukaryota; Metazoa; Chordata; Lepidosauria; Squamata; Anolidae. Gene Ontology annotation, molecular function: 4-hydroxyphenylpyruvate dioxygenase activity. The record is from RefSeq and is a predicted model, not a curated record. The coding region runs from base 284 to 1456 and encodes 390 amino acids. Gene Ontology annotation, biological process: aromatic amino acid metabolic process. The transcript is spliced from 2 exons.
CUAGCGCAGCCUUGGUUGCGUGCGCGCCUGCCCUCGCCUUCCUCGGAGGCUGAGAGAGUGUGACUCGCCCAAGGUCAGGCGUCCAAGGUUGAGCCCGCCUGCGUCGCUAACACCGCCCAAAUUUCCGCUUCCGACCGUCACCGGCUUCCCGCCGCAUGCGUUUUGCUGUCCUUUAGAGGUGGCAGGAAGCGAGGCUGCAGCCUGGAGCAGAGCUGAACCGGAUUCAAGAAAGAUCCAGCAACAGAGCUGUUAGUUGCCAUCAGCUGUCCUCCCAAACUGUAUCAUGUCUCUUCUACACCGCUUAUGUUACAUCGGGUUUCAUGUUCUUGAGAAGGAACACCUGGCUAAAGAUCUGGUGAGUAAGUUUGGCUUUGAGUUGUUUGCAACACGGAAAGCAGAAUCAAGCAGGCAACUGGCUUUGCGAAGAGGGGAUGCAAUUUUUGUCGUCAAUGAAAAACGGCAGGUGAUACCGGGAGAAGUUGCAUCUGAGUCAUCUUCUGAUAGUGGGAUCCUCUACGAUGUGGACCUACAGUAUUCUGUUAGUACAGCCUCCAACAUUGGCUUUGAAACAGAAGAUGUACCUGGCUUCACCCUGAGUCUGCAGGAGCGUGGCUGCCAAAUCCUUAUCCCUCCCACCACUGUAGCGGAUGAGGAUGGCUGUGUCAUUUAUUCUGUGGUGAAAUCUAUUGUGGGCAACAUUAGCCACACUCUACUUGACCGGUCUCAGUAUUGUGGACCAUUCUUGCCUGGUUUCCAGGUUGAGAAGGAUGCCCUCAAGAAGUUCCAGAAGACUGGGGAGAUCACACACUUUGACCACAUCACUUUCGUUUGCCCCCAGGGCAGUACACAAGCUUUACUGGAGUGGUAUGAGACCUGCUUUGAUUUCCAGCGCUUCCUGGUCCAUAAGCAAGAUGACGUCGCAGAGGGCUAUGUAAUCCAUGGGGCGGGUGUGGGUCUUCGCCUCACUGCUAUGUGGUACAGUGGGCUUGACCAGGACUGUAAAUUUAUUCUGGCAGAGUCAAUGCCAGGGCAGAGUCACAACCAGGUGGACAAUUUCUUAGAGCAGCAUGGUGGAGCUGGCAUCCAACACAUAGCACUCUAUACCACAGAUAUCAUAAGUACUGUUGCAGCCAUGGCCAAGUCUGGAGUAAACUUUGUCAAAACGCCUGUAGAAUAUUACACUGAGAAAAGAAAGAUGCAGGAGAUACAGCGAGCUGGGCAGGAUAUUCAGCUCUUAAAAGAUCGUGGUAUUCUUCUGGAUGCUGCUGUAGAUGGAGAAGGAGACCACAGUGACCUUCAUGGGAAACAAUUCCUGAUGCAGAUCUUCACCAAGCCACUCUUUAGAGAGGAGACUUUCUUUCUGGAAGUCAUAGAGCGAUGUGGGGCUGCAGGUUUUGGAGAGGGAAAUAUCCGUGCUCUUUGGCAAGCUGUUCAGAAUUAUAUGGGCCAUCAGUAGGGAGAGAUACUUCAGUUCUCAACUCAAAAAACCCUUUUGUGAGUCCCAUGUGGUAUCAAUGCUCUUGCAGACCUACCUUUGUAGCUUGUGUUCCCAUGUUAGAUUAAUAAUUUGCCUAAGAGUUCUGAUGAAGAUACUAUACUUGUUUCUUACAUUAGCAAAGCACACUCCAUCCUGUUUGCUUACUGUCACGUAGAAAAACUCUAUAUCCUAUGGCUGACCUUUAACUAGAACUUGUAUACGUCACUGACAGGAAUUGGGAGACGACGGUAGGAAAGAACUAUUGUGGCAGCAACCACAGCUUUUCAAAAGAAUGCAUAUGAAUUUUGUCUUUCUGUACAUCUAAGCUAAUAUUUUUUUUCUCAACCCUGAAAUGGUAUAAGACAUAGCAUGCAUUUCUGUCCCAGAGAGGAGUGAAUGCUAUUAUUUUCAAGUAAGUUAUUGGUCUAUAAUAAAACUUAUAUUCUUUAGGGACCUGGAAACAAAGUCUGAUAUAGCUAAAAUGCCCUUUGAACAAAUCUUUUUCUGCUGUCCCUUCCUUAAAAUGAGGAACUUACUUCUGUCUCUACUAGUCUUGCUGCUUAUACAAUUUCUGUUGCCCAGUUUGUAAUAUUCCCAGUGAAAAAAAAUCUUCCUAUUUUGCUUUAGUUCACAUGCCAUAAAAAGGAUUCCAUUGACUGUAGAGAGCCAGAGAGACAAUGCACGUUGUUUUAGUUCAGAACAUGCCUCAGUAAUUGCCUGGACUGAAUGGUAUUUACCUCACUGAUUCCUCGGGUUCUUGGAUUCUCUUCAGUACUAAAUGAAAUCUAGAUUUUACUGGGAGAAGAUAUGGUGCUAUUAUUUGUGUUUUAGUAAUAUUAUUGAUGUAACAAUGGCAUUACAGAGAUAGUAAACUAUUAUUUACCUAUUGAAUUAUUUUUCCUUAUUAAUAUUAACACAGAAACCCAUUGUUACAGGACUACACAAUUGGAGGAGUGGUGAACAUAGGGCGUGUGAUUUUCUUUAAGAAUAUCAGCUUGCUUUUAAAUAUACCUAUUGAAGACUCCUGGAAACACAACCAACAUAAACACAACCUGAUAAAAUAAGUGAAUCAACUGUAUAAAUAAGUGAAAAAUAGAAACAUAACUUUGCAUGCUGUUGGGAGAUAUAUCUUAGAAACUGAAAUGGAAAAAGAGAAGUGGCAUGUUGACACCUGCCCAAAUUUGUCCCAAUCCCAAGGUAAGGAAGUUGGAACAUUCAAAAGCAUGAAGUCUAUCUCAAAAACAAAAGGAAGCUUGGCUUUCUUCCCAAACCCCUUUGAGAGCUUGAACAGUUGGUGCUGUUGAGCUAUUACUUUUCUUCUGCUUCAGGGCUCCCUCCUAAGUAUCUUAGCUGUUGGGAUGGAAUAACAAAAGCAGCACUGUUCUCUUUAGAAACACAGUUUCAUUCAUUGUUUUUAGGCAUACUAUUCUUUUUCUACUGGAUGUGAUGGCGUAGUGUUUUGAUAUUUUAGUUUGGUAAUUUAGUCAGCUUGUUUGUUUGAUAAACUCUCAAUUUCUGUAAUCCUGGAUAUAACUUUUUCCAAGUAUAAUGGUUCCCCUGUAUUUCCUUUCUCCUUAAAAUUAAAAUAAUUGAUAAUCUGUUGUCAUUCUUAGAAA